Rhagoletis zephyria (snowberry fruit fly) is the source of this 2219-nucleotide messenger RNA. RefSeq names its product enolase. Gene Ontology annotation, molecular function: phosphopyruvate hydratase activity; magnesium ion binding. Gene Ontology annotation, cellular component: phosphopyruvate hydratase complex. NCBI's taxonomy places the organism in Eukaryota, Metazoa, Arthropoda, Insecta, Diptera, Tephritidae. The record is from RefSeq and is a predicted model, not a curated record. Gene Ontology annotation, biological process: glycolytic process.
UUUCGCUCAACACUCGCUGUCAGUUGCUCCACAAUCGCCGUUGGUGAAUUUUGGUGCCAGAGUUCCGUCUCCGUUUGGAUUACAUUUCUUGUUAAUUAAACGCUUUAAAUCAGAUAUGCCUAUCAAGUCAAUUUUCGCCCGUCAAAUCUUCGACUCACGUGGUAACCCCACCGUCGAGGUUGAUUUGACCACUGAGUUGGGUCUAUUCCGUGCCGCUGUACCCUCCGGUGCAUCCACCGGCGUGCAUGAGGCACUCGAAUUGCGCGAUAACGACAAGAACAGCUACCAUGGCAAGGCUGUAACCAAAGCUGUUGAUCAUGUAAACAAGACUCUGGGGCCUGAAUUGUUGAAGGCUAACCUUGAGGUUACCGAUCAGGAAGGCAUCGACAAUUUCAUGUUGAAAUUGGACGGUACUGAAAACAAGUCGAAAUUCGGUGCCAAUGCCAUUUUGGGUAUCUCAUUGGCUGUCUGCAAGGCUGGCGCCGCCAAGAAGGGUGUACCACUGUACCAGCACAUUGCUGACUUGGCUGGUAACAAGGACAUCAUUCUGCCUGUGCCUGCAUUCAACGUAAUCAACGGUGGCAGUCAUGCUGGCAACAAAUUGGCCAUGCAGGAAUUCAUGAUCUUGCCAACUGGCGCUACCAGCUUCACUGAAGCCAUGAAAAUCGGCUCUGAAGUGUAUCAUCACUUAAAGAAGGUCAUCAAGGACAAAUUUGGUUUAGAUGCCACCGCUGUGGGUGAUGAGGGUGGUUUCGCACCCAAUAUUCAGUCGAACAAGGAAGCCUUGGUGUUGAUCCAGGAUGCCAUAGCAAAGGGUGGCUACACCGGCAAGGUCGAAAUCGGCAUGGAUGUUGCCGCUUCUGAAUUCCACAAAGACGGUCUGUACGAUUUGGACUUCAAGAACCCCAACAGCGACAAAUCACAAUGGCUGUCGCCCGAAAAGCUCACCAACUUGUAUCAGGAAUUCAUCAAGGAGUUCCCCAUUUCUUCCAUUGAGGAUCCCUUCGAUCAGGAUCAUUGGGAUGCCUGGUCCACCAUUACUGCCAACACUCAAAUCCAAAUUGUCGGUGAUGAUUUGACCGUGACCAACCCCAAGCGUAUCCAGACUGCCGUAGAAAAGAAGGCUUGCAACUGCUUGUUGUUGAAGGUCAACCAAAUCGGUACCGUAACGGAAUCAAUCAAGGCCCAUUUGUUGGCCAAGAGCAACGGCUGGGGUACCAUGGUGUCGCAUCGUUCUGGUGAGACUGAAGAUACUUUCAUUGCCGAUCUCGUUGUUGGUUUGUCAACUGGACAAAUUAAGACUGGUGCUCCAUGCCGUUCCGAACGUUUGGCCAAAUACAAUCAAAUUCUUCGCAUCGAAGAAGAGUUGGGCGACAAGGCGAAGUUUGCUGGCAAAAGCUUCAGAAAGCCACAGUAAAUGUGUACUUUAAAUAGUGGCGAGAAAUGAAUAAUGAUUCCAACGUGCAAGUAGAGAGGACAUACUAGUAGAUGGAAGUGGCCAAUUAAGUUGAGCUUAAUCACUAGAAUAAAAUACACGAAAAACCUAGUACCUACCGAUGUAAAUGUAUAUCAGCCACCUACCUACUAUUUAUCAAUAACAAAUGUUAAUUAAAUUUUGUGCACUGAAAUUACUUUGGUUCUCUUAUUCUACUUUAAAUACACAUACAUACAUAUAAAAUACAAUUUAAAAUUUUAUUUAAAUUAUAUGCAGAACUUUUAAUCACUUAAUUGUUCUUUUUAUAUAAAACUACUUUAGAUCAUUAUUAUCAUUUCAUGAUUUCAUUUUGGUAAAUAAAAUAGCAUAAACAAAUUAAAAAUUAAAUACCAAAAACAUAUGAAAUAAAUGAUUGUUUUGAAUAUCUUCAUAUUAGUAUGCCAGCUAUGCUGCUGCUAUUAUUUAAAUAUCAAGUAUCUACAUGGCUUAUUAUUGAGAGUUUUACGAAAAAUUAACGUUUGCUAAAAAAAAAAACAAUAUAAAUAAUUGUUGAGAAUUAGUGUUGUAUUGAAAAACGCACAUUAACAUCAGACCGACGCUGAGAAGGGCGUUUGUAUUUAGCUGACUAGCUUACGGUUAUGAAAAACGUCAAAGUUUAGUUGGCAUAACAUUUAGAAAUAGAGCAAGAAAAAGUGUGUUAUUGGUUUCGAUUUUAUGCUUGUGGUUCAAUAUAAUAAAAAUCAAUCUGAAACUAUUAUUCAAAUAAAGAUUGCAGAAAAACAAA